AUGUUAGACUCCCCAGUGGGGCACCGUGGGACGACGAGGGAUCUCGAUAGUAUAUCGAUAUUUCAGGUCACGAUAGUCCGUAAGAUGCGAAUUUAUGUGCAUUUAUUCUUAUUUUGAACUUCUUUCUUGUUUUAUUCGGCGUAAUCACUUUUUCAUAUUUUAUGAAUCUUCAUAUUUUAUAUGUAUUUUAUUAUAUUUCAUAUUUCAUAUUUUAUAUGAAAAGUCUUAGUUCAUAGUAUAUAAAAUUUAUAGUUCCUAGUUUAUUUUUUAUAUGAAAAGUUCUAGUUUGUAGUAUGAUUCUUGAUACUGGAUAUGUACGAUUUAGAGCAGAUUUCUUUCUCUUCGAUAUAAUUGAUAAUUGAUAUUGUCGAAAAACUUGAAAUAUUUCGACAUAUUUUGAAAAAUGAAGGAAAUACCACUUUUGUGUUAUUAUAUCGUUUAUCAAUCGCAAUUAAUGAUUGAAAUAUGAUACGAUUUUUUGAAAAUUUGCUUUAGUAAAGUGAGACGGAAAAGUGAAUUAAAUUUCAAAAUUAAUUCCAGUCUAAAAAUUCUCAUGUUACGCUGUAUCGUGAAAAAUAUUUUGGAAGUAUUUUUUUUCUUUCUUGUUUUUUGGUUACUUCAGAUAAUUUCGCAGUGAAAACCGUAAAUGGUUCGGUAAUACGAUGGAAUUCAAACAAAGCCAUCAAAAAUUCUGUUGGUCAAUCAUCUAUUGUCAGACUGUUUAUGCAUACAACUUCCUUCAUCGAGGAUGUCGAUCUUGCGUUCAAUUGCAAAACUUACACCACGUCGCCGAUGCUGAGGUUGAAGAGGUUCCUUUUCUGCGAAUACGAUCACACCGUUCGACCGACACUGUCUCAUCAAGUCGCCAACAAUGUCACCAUGCAAUUACUGCCGAAAUUAUUGGAAUUCGUUUGGAACGACGCUCAUUUAACUUGGAAGGCAAGCGACUACGACGGAGUUAAUUUCAUUCAUAUAAGAAGCGACGAGAUUUGGGUUCCUGAUCUUUCCGUUUAUAAUUCUGGUGACAUGACGUUCGAUCAGACCGGCAUACCGCCGACAACCUGCUUGAUCUUUAACACAGGAUCGGUUAGCUGCGUGCCAUCGGUGAAACACGUUGCCAAAUGCUCCACAGACUUUUCUUCGUGGCCCUAUGACACGCAUCGGUGUCGAAUUAUUUUUGGCUCGUGGUCACAUUCUGGCGAGGAAGUGAAUUUUCAUCUGGACAAGAAAGGGUUCCAAAUGGACGGAUUCACGAAUAAUACGGAAUGGGACUUCAAAGUAGUAAACGUGUACAAAGUGCUGAAGAAGUACAAAUGCUGCCCGAACGACACAUACCCGAUGAUAGUGUACGAGUUCACUGUAAGCCGACAUUAUGGUAUAAUGCACACUACGUACAUCACACCUGCAAUAGCAAUGAUGUUGCUUACGCUGACCGUACUUUGGUUGGACUCGAGAUCGACGGAGAGAAUGGCUAUCGCCGGUGUGAACUUGAUCUGCCAUAUGCUCUGUAUAUUUGAUUUACACUGGCAAUUACCUCAUAAUGUACUCUACUAUCGAGAUUCGCUAGCUAUAGCCGUGUUCGCCUUAGUUUUAACCGCUGUCCUCCGCAAGAUGCAAGGAAUGAGCAUCGAAGUGCCAUAUUGGAUCUCGACGACCACGUCGUUCAUCUUGAGUAACAGAGCUGGACGUUUUCUCAUUCUAACCGACGACGAUUCCAAAUCGUCCAGCAGGGGAAUAUUGGGCGGAGAGACCGAGGAUAGUUCAGACUUGCCGAAAUCAUCAACCGAGCCGAGGGGAUCGUCGUGGAGACAUUUCGCAGCCAUCAUCGAAUGGCUGUCUUUCUUCGUUGUUAUUUUUACCUACGUCAUCAUUUUAAUCACUCUUGUACCAUCCACGUGAAGAAUCGUCCCCUAUUUUGUCUUUCAUCGGAAAUCAACUGUAGAUUCUCAUUUUACAAUAAACGAUCAUUUAUGACGAUACCCUUUUCUUUUCUUAUUAUAUUAACAAAAGAUUGAUUCAGAUUGUUCCUUUUAUCAGACAUUUUACGCUCGUGUAUGUUGUUACGAGAUUUAUAUAGAGUUUUAAAUAAAUUAUGCCAAUGCCCGUUCGAAUUUUAAUUCCAGUGAUUUCAAAUAGCGUCCCCUUUCUGUUUUCCAGUUUUCGAAUAGGUUUUUAUUAAUAGACAUUUUGAUAGCACUGACAUAUUGGCUUGAUAUAUUAAAGUCUAUAAAGAAUUUAUCAACUGCAAAAUGAAACUGAUUACUUGUACUAUUCUAUUCUAUUAGUACAGUAGCAUGAUGUCUAAAUAUAACAUGUCCAGUUUAAUGUCAUCGUUGACUCCAAAAAAUGUAAUUCCAGAUCAAAAUUUAUUUAUUUAUUCUCUUCUGAAAGAGAACUAUUAAAAAGACAUCACGAUUACUUUCUGUCAACGAUUAUUCUACUUACGUCUGCCUGAUUAACACGAGACGAUAUCAAUUAUCACUGUGAAGCGACUUCUUCAAUUAGAAUGAAUAAAAGUCGUCUAUUUUCAUUUUAUACUCGACAGCACAGCCAUAGUCAAAAUUCUAACAUUGAUAAAAGUUGA
Messenger RNA from Heterotrigona itama, 2584 nucleotides. Lineage: Eukaryota; Metazoa; Arthropoda; Insecta; Hymenoptera; Apidae. The record is from the annotation of a GenBank genome assembly.